GUCGGCUCCAUAGUGUGUAACCCUCCCCUCUUACGUACCUAUCUGUCCAGCACACUAGAUCUACCUACCUACCUACCAAACCACUCAAUUGCACUCAAUUCGCGCGGCCACACGGGUUAUUCUGACAUUCGCUCGCUGCCCAUAGAAAGCUAUCUUUAAAAAAAAACAAAAACCCCCCCACCGAACACCGAAAAAUAUGGCACACUCACUCAAGGGCCCCGCGCCGCAAGAGCACGACGGCAGCGGCUUGCGCAUCGGUAUCGUGCACGCGCGCUGGAACAGCUCCGUCAUCGAGCCGCUGGUCAAGGGCACCAAGGAUAAGCUGCUCGCCAGCGGCGUCAAGGAGUCUAACAUCGUCGUGCAGUCGGUGCCCGGGUCGUGGGAGCUUCCCAUUGCCGUCCGAGGGAUGUACACAGCCUCGCAGAUCCAAAACUCCAGCAGCGGCGGGACCUCCGCCGGCGACCUCCUCGGCGCCUCGACCACCGACCUCUCCUCCGCCCCCACCUCCUCCGCGCACAACCAGCCCUUCGACGCCAUCGUCGCCAUCGGCGUGCUGAUCAAGGGCGAGACCAUGCACUUCGAGUACAUCGCCGACGCCGUGUCGCAGGGGCUCAUGCGCGUCGGCCUCGACCUCGGCGUCCCCGUCGUCUUCGGCGUCCUCACCGUGCUCGACGACCUGCAGGCGAAGGCCCGCGCGGGCUUGACAAAGGAUGGCCAUAAUCACGGCGAGGACUGGGGGCUCGCUGCUGUCGAGCUGGGCGUCAAGAGGGCUGCUUGGGCGCAGGGGCAUAUUGAAUAGGCAGAGAGGUUGCCUACCUGUCUGCGAGAGAAAGGUAGAAGGGUACCUAAACCUAACUUUGAAAAAUGAAUGAAAUAAAAGAAAAUAAAAAGGAGUGAAUAUAUCCGAAGACAAAAAAUAAAAAUGGGUGGCCACGUCGAAUUACUGAGCUAGGUGCAAUUGAGUUCUUUUUAGCUAUGUGGAUUUGUAUCCA
This is a messenger RNA of Hypoxylon fragiforme, 992 nucleotides long. RefSeq names its product 6,7-dimethyl-8-ribityllumazine synthase. Gene Ontology annotation, biological process: riboflavin biosynthetic process. Gene Ontology annotation, molecular function: 6,7-dimethyl-8-ribityllumazine synthase activity. The record is from RefSeq and is a predicted model, not a curated record. NCBI's taxonomy places the organism in Eukaryota, Fungi, Ascomycota, Sordariomycetes, Xylariales, Hypoxylaceae. The coding region runs from base 197 to 799 and encodes 200 amino acids. The transcript has 2 exons. Gene Ontology annotation, cellular component: mitochondrial intermembrane space; riboflavin synthase complex; intracellular anatomical structure.